CCUGAGAGAGGAGAUGAGACCAGAUGAGAUGAGGCGCACGAGCGUCGUGUCAGUUAUUUUGAAAACUGUGUUUUUUUGAAUUUUAGUGCGCGAGACCGGCCGUUAUUCCUGCAGUCCGUUAAUCCUCCCUGUCAUUUUCUUUACCCUGAAAAAAAUUACUAUAAAUAUUCGCACCCCUGCCUUUGUUUGUUAGCAGGUGGCUUUGUUAGCUAGCACACAGUGUGUGUGUGUUUAUUCGAAACCACUGGAGCUAACGGACCGGUUCCGAGUCUUUUUAACGAAACGAAUCGAAUCUUCUGGAAAAACAAACCCAAACCCCGUUGUCAGGGAAUUCAGAAAUACGGACUGAGGAUUGUGUGUGAACGUAGCAUAGGAUAAAAAGCAAAACCGGAAGCCAGCCGAGCAGCUUUUGCAGCUGGGUUUGUUCAAGGCAGUAUCCCAUUGGACUUGUCCUGCGAGAUGGAUGAUCUAAAAAGAGGAUUCAUGCAGUGUUGAUGAUGAAGAUGCAACUGGCGAUGAAGCUGAGGUGAAGCUGAGCUUGACCGUGUGACUGUAGUGGUCGUAGCUGGAGAGCCAGGAUCCUCUCUCUCACUCUCACACACACACACACACACACACACACACACACACACACACACACACACACACCGUGCCCAUGUUUUCUCCCGAGCAGGAGAACAUCUCCACCUCUUCCACCAAAGUGCCAGUUAAAUAUGGAGAGCUCAUCGUACUCGGGUACAAUGGCUCUCUCCCGAACGGAGACCGCGGAAGGAGGAAGAGCCGAUUUUCUCUCUUCAAGCGCCCCAAAGCAAACGGAGUCAAACCCAGCACUGUCCAUAUAGCCUGCACUCCACAAGCAGCCAAGGCCAUAAGUAACAAGGACCAGCACAGUAUCUCCUACACGCUUUCCCGAGCUCAGACUGUGGUGGUAGAGUACAAUCACGACAGCAAUACAGACAUGUUCCAGAUCGGUCGUUCCACAGAAAGUCCAAUAGAUUUCGUGGUGACGGACACCGUCCCUGGCAGCCAGAGUAACUCGGACACGCAGACCGUCCAGAGCACCAUCUCACGCUUCGCCUGCCGCAUCAUGUGCCAGCGAACCCCGCCCUACACGGCCCGCAUCUAUGCCGCUGGCUUCGACUCCUCCAAAAACAUCUUCCUCGGGGAGAAAGCAGCAAAAUGGAGAACGUCAGACGGACAGAUGGACGGCCUGACGACGAACGGUGUAUUAGUGAUGCACCCACGUAAUGGCUUCACCGAGGACUCCAAACCCGGCGUGUGGAGGGAGAUCUCAGUGUGUGGUAACGUCUUCACGCUCCGGGAAACACGAUCCUCACAGCAGCGGGGCAAAAUGGUGGAGAGCGAGACGCAGGAGCUGUCGGACGGUGCUCUGAUUGACCUGUGUGGCGCUACGCUGCUGUGGCGCACUGCCGAGGGUCUUCGGCGUGCGCCCACUCUGAAACACCUGGAGGCGCUGCGGCAGGAGCUGAACGCCGCACGGCCACAGUGUCCCGUGGGCCUGAACACGCUGGCGUUCCCGAGCAUGCGCCGGUGCCAGGGCGCCGUGGCCGAGAAGCAGCCGUGGGCGUACCUGCAGUGCGGCCAUGUGCACGGCUACCACGACUGGGGCGAGCGUGGCGGGGCCGGGGGCGGGACUGAGCGCGAGUGCCCGAUGUGCCGCGCCCGUGGGCCCUACGUACCACUGUGGCUUGGCUGCGAAGCAGGGCUUUAUGUCGACGCAGCUCCGCCCACGCACGCCUUCAGCCCGUGCGGCCACGUGUGCUCGGAGAAGACGGCUGCGUUCUGGAGCCAAAUCCCACUUCCACACGGCACACACACCUUCCACGCCGCAUGCCCCUUCUGUGCCCAGCAGCUCAGCACCGGCCACAGCCACGUGCGACUCAUCUUCCAAGGACCCGUCGACUGACCUUUGACCUUCCAGAAAGGGCCUCUGGGCUUAUCCUGUGCACUCCUCGGUCCUUUUUUAUUUUUUUUUUUCCUCCUCAAACUGAUCUUUAACUGAUAUUUCUCUGUCCCUCUACAAAACCGCAUACUUCUGUGCUAAAUACUGCGUCAAAACGGUACGCGUGUGACGAUUAGCCUAAGUGCACUGUUUGGGUGUGGAGCAGAAUUUAGCAAGGGUAGUAUGUGGGUGUUCUCGACUCUUGGACUGUUUUUUUUUUUUUUUUUUUAUUUCCUCUGCUUUCUAAGUGACCUUUUUGUAGUGAAUUUUUCUUAAUCCAGAAGACAAACAGAGAAAUAUAUAUUUUCAAGCAAAACUAAAAUAGUACCUGAACAAGGCAAAAAAAAAAAAAAGACAAAAGAAAACGGGGCUUUCGAAUACAAAUGGAAGAAAUGUGAGCUGCCACAGGAAGUGCCCGGGUGAUCUCGGGGAGUGAACUGGGAGGAUUCGAGGGGCUACAGUAAUAUAUUACAGUGUUUCUUUGCUAUUAUGCUAAUGGGGAAAAAAAAACAAACAUUUUACUCAAUUUUAGUGAUGCAAUAAUCAUCCUUUACACCAGAGUGUCUGUGAUUUAUAGCUCAAACUUAACACUUACAAGUCAGUUCAUCACCAUCACUGCUGCAAACAAAGGAAAUGCAUUUAGAUUUUAGAGAUGUUUUUUUUUUUUCAUGUAAAUCAAAUAUGCCUAACUUAAAAAAUACUUACCGUUUUUAUUUAUGCAUAGUAUCAAUGUUAAUCAAGUGUAAAAUUAUUGGUGUGUACUUUUUUGGAGUUCCACUCUGUGUAUCUGCCUUGUUUUUCUCGUUGUUGUUGUUUCUUGCUUUUUUUUUUUUUCAUCCCAUGUAUAGCCUUGGCUGUGUGUGUUCAGUGUUUAUGUAGCCAACACUGUGAGUGUGUCUGAGAGAGAGAGAGAGAGAGAGAGAGAGAGAGCACUUCCACCUCAAAGCAGUAGUCCGAGGGCUUCAGAUGCAGGAAGUGAACUGGAUAUCAGAGCUCGGAAUAGAAGCGUUAAAUUGUAGGUUGGCGGUUUGAAUAGUGAUGACACUAUAGAUAGUUUUCACAUGACGUCACAGAGUCGGGGAUUCCCCAGUGGCGGCCAUCUUGCGGGUCAAGCUUACCGUACGGGUGACUGAGCACACAUUGUAACGCGCGAGUCUUCAAAAGAACCCAAGCAGGCUAUUUAAAGCUAGCAAUGGUGCACACCUGUUGUAUUCACGGCUGUCGUAAUAGGUCAGAUGAUGACGUCAAGCGGAGCUUUUAUGGAAUUCCCACUGUACGGGAGCACGAAGGCGAGCAAACAAAGAAACUCAGCAUACAAAGGAGAAAUCUAUGGCUUGCGAGAAUCAUCCGCAAGGAUUAUCAGCCUUCCAAACACAGCAAAGUCUGCUCCGAUCAUUUUAUAAGUGGUAAGUUGUUUAAAUAAACAAUCAAUUGUGUUUAAGUUUGUUUUUGGAAACCAAAGCAUCAUGUGAACAAUCUCUGGAGAAUGCCUAACUGGAACCGCUGAGUGUACGUUUACAUUGUAAUGUACACUUAAUAUCGCUCGUUUGUCACGUUUCUAUUUGAAACUUGUCACUUCACUCACGCAAGGGUCAUUUUUGAAAAACAUUUUAGGUCUAUUCUGUAUGAUUUGAUUUGUGUUUGGGAUGCAAACACAAAUCAACCAUGAAACAGGAAGUAUAAGGAUGAGAAAAAAACAGUUUAAAUCGGAAAGCUGUACACAUUUGUGCAGUCCUGCACACCACUCGGGCUGCGCAAAUGUGCGCAGCUUUCCGAUUUAAACUGUUUUUUUUCCUCAUCCUUAUACUUCCUGUUUCAUGGACUGUAACGGAUUUGCUUAUUUAGUAAUUUUAAUACAGAAUUUACUUUGAAAUUCUAAUCAGACACUCCAACGCCCCCCCCAAAAAAAAAAAAUCGGAUCUGCGCGAUUCAGCCGUGAAAAAGGCGGCAUCCGCCAAAAGGCGCGCUGUGAAUAUAUAAAGUUGUAUAUAUCAGACAGCCUUUAAAGUUUGAUGAAGUCAGUUUCAGGCUUUGGAGCAGGCUUUGGCAGUUUCAGGCUUUGGCAGCCCUGCAUAGUCACUUGAAAAUGCAUCUUUGUCCACUUCGUAGGGGUCAAUUCCCCCAAUCAAGGCCAGUUUGGCUGCAUACCGUUGUCGUGAGAUGUCGUCUAAUGUAUCUGUAUACUUCUGUUUGCUUGAUUUUGCUGACAUUGAUCUUUAUUUUAGAAAACUGACUAUAUAACUUCAUAAAUUCGUCCGAGAUAACGUAGCCGGUAAUGGCGAUGGUCCGUUUUGUUUGCCCCACAAGAUGGCAGCUGGAGGGCGUUCCCCGGAAUGCCGUGACGUCAGUGAAAACUAUCUAUUGAGAAACCGUAGUUUGAGACUCGUAGGAAGAUAGCAGUGAUGCUUAAUUUGAGGUUGGGGUAAAUGGAAAUGGUGUUUGGGAAAUCUACACCUGUAACUCGACGCUCUAGAUAUGUGUACACAUGGAAAAGGGGGGAAAAAACCCACACAUACACAGAUCUGUCCGUUUAAUCACGAAUCAAAACUACACCCCCUAACGAUCCUUUAAGAAGCUGUGUGAGGGUGUGUUUAUGUCUGGCUGCCUGCCUGCUUGAUUGCCUGCCAUGUUUGAAUGUCUUGCAACAAUAUCUUACACACUAGACUCAACGCUGGCCCACAGUUUUUCUGUUGGUAGCAAAUUAAGCGUUUCAAAAUAACAAACUAUCCGUUGUUCUAUUCGAAAGGCAGCUCUCUGGAUCGAUAGGAAUCGUGGGCGGCAUUCUCAUUCAGUGUCUUCUAAGGUACCGUUUGUUCAAAUUUGAAGGCAUUCUCAGAGUCUCCAUCAUAAUCUUAACCUUAAUGCGCUUUGGUGGAGUGAGGGGAUGUUCAUUCUACCACCAGGGUGCCAGAAGAAGCUUUUAUUUGUCACAAAGCUGAGGUCAGGAAGCUGAGACCGUUACGCUAAGGUCUCGCGUAGCUGGAAUUGCUUCACGGUACACGAUUUUGAGCCUGAUUCUUGGGUUUCAGUCACAUGACUUAAGCCUCGGUCACAACCGGCCGUACGUGCUCCUACGGCCGGUCUACGUGCAAGAAACGCACGGAGGGCACGCGUGUGACGUGCUGAUUUUCGAGCCAUAGACUGGCCGCAGAGGUUCUUUGUCAUGUCAAACAAACUCUACGGGCGCUUACGUUUUUUUCAGGUUGCAAGACAAACUUGCGGCCAACGUGCGUCUUUCUCCAUGAACAAAAAAAACGCAGCGAUUUGGGAAACGCCAAAAAAUCGUACGUCUGGUUGUGACCUAGGCUUUAGCGGUUUCACUUCCGGUAAUACAGCUGGUGGUCAAGCAAACCCAAACGGCUGCCGUAGCGCAAAUAACUAGCGAUAACUUAUCAGCGUAUGCUUGUCAUCUAGAAGCCACUGCUCACUUUAGAUAUAUUCAGAAGAUCGCUAUGUGCAGUGGAAUCGACCCCGACAGUCUGGGAAAGAAGGAUUUGUCAUACAAUCUCGAAAACCUACCCUUUAGUAGUCGAGUUCUCGAACUAUCUGAUGUUGCAGACGUCCUUCUACACCGCAAAACCGAUGAAGGCGUGGAAGAGUAUGCAGGCUUACACCUUUUUUUUUUUUUUUUUUUUUUGUAUGUGGCUGGGUAAAGGACCUCGGUAUCAAGUCGCUGCCCAAUGAAUCCUGUUUUGUUUUUUUUGCCCGUGUAAGUAUUUUUUUUUUCUUUAAAAGCAUUCGUUUGCGUUUUUACAACGAAGCGCUGCAAGUUGAAGUGUAAACAAACAGUUGGCUUGAUUCUUACUUGUGUUGGCUCUUAUCUCUCAGGUAACUUAUUCACAAAGAUCAUCAGAAACCCCUUUAAAGACCUGGAUCUUAGGUGGUGUUUACAUUAGACCGUAUCCGUAUCGUUGUCGUUGCGGAUGCACUGUCCGUGCACAUUAAAACGCCGGGAAACGACUCCACAGGCGGAACAACUUGAAUCCGCCAGGGCCCACGUAUUCAACCCAGUACGUAUCUGAUCCGGUGCUGUGUAAACAGUGAGGAACGAGGAUACGCUGUGCUGAGCUCUAGCUGACGUCGUCAUUGGACAACGUCACCAUGACAUCCACCUUCCUGAUUCGCUGGCGUUGGUCAUGCCACGUUGGUCAUGUGACGCGACUGCUGAAAAACCUUCUCCUCUUUAGUCCCAAUGACACGGCGUCCCUGAUUUCCAUAAAGAACUUCAAAUUUUGAUUCUUAUGCUCUCGCUCUCUCUCGCUCGCUUGCUCUCUCUCUUUCUCUCUCCUCUCUCUCUCACUCGCUCACUCAAUCUCUCACACACUUUGUGCUUGCAAGUGGUGAGUGACUUGCGCAUGCCCGAUAUGCACUGGGAUCAUGUGACGUGCCGUCUAAUUAGUCAUGUGAUUAGCAUAUCCGUGUAUUGGCGUUGCUGUGUGCACGGGGAACGGUUUUGUUGCGGGCACAGAAAUUUUGUGUGUGUACGCGAAUCGUUUUAAAAACGUUAAUCUGAUGAUCCGCUGAUUCGAAAUAAUGUAAACAGGGCCUUAGUCAAACAAGACGGAGAAGUCGUCAUCACGGCGCAUUGUAACUGUACGGCCGGGUACGAAUUUUGUCGCGACCUUCAUGCAUAUGGAUUUUGUGAGGCGUAAACAAAGAAACAGCUGGGGACUUCAGCACUUCGUGGCUUAAAAAAAAAAAGUACUGUAAAAUAACGACACGUAAGAAAAGUACUUGGAAAACACUAAGGACGUAGCUGAGAGGGAAAUACAAACCUUUCACUCAAUGAUCACUGGAAACUCGAGCACGCUUCGACUCGGUUCCCUUCGAUUUCACUGAGAGGUUCAAAAGCCACCUUUCUCGACGUCUUUUUCUGAAAUCCUGUGUUCGUUUAUCCUUUAUUAGUUCAUGGGGAACCCUGAAGAAACUUUUAUCAGUUUCACGGUUUGAUCGAUUCGAACAAGGCAAGCGUUAGGCAUUUUUUAUGCAAGCGAUGCACCUUCUCCGUACAAACGCUUAGUCAGCUGAGCUUUGGUAGACCACCAGAUAAAGUUUUUUGAAUAACUAAUGAGGUGGAUGUGAUGUCACGUGAAACCCAAGAAUGGGGAUCAACCGACGUGCAUUCCAGGCCCUUCCAUUGGAACACGUGAGAGCUGGGGAGAUACCUUGACAACCAGGAGGGCGUGGCUUCCAUCCAUGGAAAGUUUUGUGUUGAAAAUUGCCGUGGGUCAACCAUGAAGGCAUACGUGAGCGUCCUUGAGGGGGUUACCCCGUAGCAUUCCGUCACAACCAUUGAACUGAAAAUGUUUGCGUAGGGGGCGUGGCUUAUUUCUUCUUGUCGUGAAAACCAUACACACUACUGUCAUUGAUGUAAGGCCACAUAUCCCUGCCGCCAUCGGUUUUACCAGCGUUGUAAUUUGCUUAUUAACUCCGCCCAAAUUUUUUGGCGGAUCACCUCAGAGACCUGCCAGACUGGCCACAAUAGGCCCCAGCUACAGUUCUCACAGAUCAACCAGCUAUGUGUGACCUUAGCAUUAAGGGUCCAACAGUGGCAGCUUGGCAGUGCUGGGCCUUGAACCCAUGACCUUCUGAUCAGGAACCCAGAGCCUUAACCGUUGUGCCACUAAUGCGCUGAGGAACGUGUAACCCUGGCAAAAGCAAAUCCCACGAUUCAUGUUCACUCGGAUGGUACUUUGAGAAUCCUGUAUAUAUAUCGAAGCUAACUUUGUAUUGGAAAAUGAUCAGAAAUUUUUCCGAUAGCUAAAUUUAGCAAGCUAAUGUGGCAUAGCAUGGCAUCCGGUGUCUGUUAGCAGGCUAAUCAUCUGUCAGAACAUCGUUUUGUUUAGCAUGCUGCUUCCCAUGAUGUGAAAAGGUAAUAUUGGGACAUACGUAGCAAAGACUGGACCCAUCGUUUUGGUGUGGGCAUAAAAAUAGAAACACUUUCUCUUCAGAAAGCCUCCAUAUAAAUCAAAAGAUCUCUGUCUGUUCGUACAGCAGCGUACUAACUCUGACAGUCAAGCCUUCAGAGUUCCAGCAUAUGAAAAUAAUUGUUUUAAGUGGAUUCCCAUAAGAGUUCUAUCCUUAUGGCUUACGAUGUAACCAUUUUUAUGUGAAGGGAAAGCGCACCUCUCAUGACCAUUUAAUAUACAAGUAUUAAUUAGUUUUAAAUUCAUAAUUUAUUAAAGAGAAACUCCCUGAUUUUAUCAUGUUAAUUUGUAUCACUGAUUAUAUUGUGCCUGAUUUCUGAUUUCAUAGUCGUUAGUCAUUUAAAAGACAGAAUUAAUUCAGUGUUCAGUCAGACUGCAGCUGCUUUUGCCCGACUGUCACCAUGCACAAGCAAGCAGGGGGGGGGAAUUAUCAUUAAUAUCGGAUAAUUUCACUUCCCCAGCUGUCACUGCAUGAAAACACCGAGCCUUUUUCGCUUAGAUAUGUAACACAUAACAUCAGAAAAUGUGCAUUAAUUGCAAUUGCUUUCAAUGCUGCAUAAUUUGACUGACUUUGACCUCCAUAUUUCAGUAAGCUGCCAUCUCGGUAGAAUCAAAGGAAGUCAUCCCAGAAGUCGUUCCUCAUAAUUUCUGUGCAGGAAAGCUGCUUCUGAAGCUUUAGGAGGUGAGACCAGUGACCCAACGUCUGGUGGUGGAUUUAGUAGCAGUUCAAGUACUCGCUUAUUUUCAUUAAUCAACUAGAAGACACUCGGAGAGCGGAGACCUCCACUAAGGACAAUCGUCGACUCUUCUGUGAUGCACAAAUCUGUACCUCCAACCACUUUGUCUGGAUGUAUAGACAAGUCGUAUUUCUACAUUGGUUAUGUUUUGUCACUACUGAACUUAAAGGAGAACUGAAGGCAAAUUUUAUCAAAAUUCAAUUUCUCAUUUUAUUAAAUAUCGGAAUGCAUUUUUGAUCGCUAUUUUGUCACUGCUAUAGAAAGUUAUGAGUGUUUGAAAUAUGCUACGUAAUAUAUCAGUCCAUAUGUCAAAGCGAUGGGCGUAAACGAGAUUUGCUGAGACCUGUGCGAGACAUCGUAGGACGGAAGUAAAACGUACAGCGGAAAUCAAAGUGACCGACAUCUGCCAGCAUUGUCAAAAGACGCGCCCGCCGUUUUUCGAAUGCUGAUGUAAUCAGGCCGGAAGUUUUGUUUGUUUUGAUAGCGAUCAGGAAAGUUUGAAAAAAGUAGGCAGUAAUCGUCAUUUAAACUCGUUUUUUGCAAUAUUUCAUUUGGAAAACAGUUUUCAAAAUGGCAGCGCUGACACUUCAUGUUUCGAAGUCUUACACAUGUCUCGUGAAGAUCGCACAGAUAAGCGACGCCUGCCGUGGACCAAACGAACUAAAUUCAACACGGCUAAAAACCGAAUAGGCCGAUAAGUCUCAUCUCAUUAUCUCUAGCCGCUUUAUCCUGUUCUACAGGGUCGCAGGCAAGCUGGAGCCUAUCCCAGCUGACUACGGGCGAAAG
Molecule: messenger RNA, 9413 nt
Organism: Neoarius graeffei (lesser salmon catfish)
Lineage: Eukaryota; Metazoa; Chordata; Actinopteri; Siluriformes; Ariidae
Gene: peli1b
Product: pellino E3 ubiquitin protein ligase 1b
Exons: 8
Coding region: 656-1927 (423 amino acids)
Biological process (GO): protein K48-linked ubiquitination; regulation of Toll signaling pathway
Molecular function (GO): protein binding; ubiquitin protein ligase activity
Source: RefSeq, a predicted model, not a curated record